Messenger RNA from Astrephomene gubernaculifera, 777 nucleotides. The record is from the annotation of a GenBank genome assembly. Lineage: Eukaryota; Viridiplantae; Chlorophyta; Chlorophyceae; Chlamydomonadales; Astrephomenaceae.
GGUCAUCCUCGCCCACUGCAGAUGGUGUGCACGCCUCCGCUGCUGCUGAUGAUGAUGCUGUUGAUGAUGCUGGCUAUGGUGGCGGCGAGGAGGAGGGCGGUGGUGCCUCCCUGCUGGGUCCGCUGGAUGUGGUGCUGGUGGAGGACGAGUUGGAGCGACUGGCGCUGAUGGAGGCCGGCAUCCCCAACGUGUUGUCGCUGCCCCCCAGCGCCGUGUGGGACUUCAUGGAGCUGGGCAGGCAGCGGGCGGAGCAGGCAGCUGCUGCGGGGGCUGGUGCGGGGGCGGACUCGUCAUCAUCAUCAUCACCUGCGGGGCAGGGUCGUAACAGCAGCAGCAGUACCGGCAGCAGUGGAGGCGGGCGGCGGACUGCUGACUCGGUGACCAGCUACAUGUGGGGAAGCCGGGAGGUGUUGCUGCCUCCCCCCUCCGCGGUGGGUGGUCAGGUGGCGGUCACCCUGGCACUGAGGGAGCAGCCGGGCAGCCGCAUGCUGGCGGAGGAGCUGGCGGGCAUGUUGACUCGGGAGCGCUGCCGCGUGCUGCGCUGGGGGGAGGCGGGCGGCUGGGGGCCGCAGCAGGGGCAGGGGCAGCAGGUGGGGGCAGCAGCAGCAGGAGCAGCGGGAGGCAUGUACGACUCGCCAUUCACCAUGGACCCGGCGUUCGCUGCUGCUGCCGCUGAUAUGUCGGAGGAGGGUCCCGAGUACCUCAAUGAGGACUUUGCAGAGGCGGCCUUCGCAACCGCAACCGCAGCAGCUCCCUUCACCGCCUCGCCCUACUCCC